Molecule: messenger RNA, 1746 nt
Organism: Pomacea canaliculata
Lineage: Eukaryota; Metazoa; Mollusca; Gastropoda; Architaenioglossa; Ampullariidae
Product: tubulin beta-4B chain-like
Exons: 4
Coding region: 104-1438 (444 amino acids)
Biological process (GO): mitotic cell cycle; microtubule cytoskeleton organization
Cellular component (GO): cytoplasm; microtubule
Molecular function (GO): GTP binding; structural constituent of cytoskeleton; GTPase activity
Source: RefSeq, a predicted model, not a curated record
GACAGCGAAUAAAACCAAAGCGAGGUCAUCAUCAUCCCAUUCUACUUGCCAACCGCCAAGGAACCAAACGUAUCAACCGUCCGGCGUAUUCUAACCAACAGCUAUGCGUGAAAUCGUCCAUGUUCAAGCCGGCCAGUGUGGAAACCAGAUUGGUGCAAAGUUUUGGGAAGUGAUCUCAGACGAGCAUGGCAUUGAUCCAACUGGAACCUACCAUGGUGACUCAGAUCUGCAGCUUGAGCGCAUAAAUGUUUACUACAAUGAAGCUACUGGGGGAAAAUAUGUACCUCGUGCAGUUCUUUUGGACUUGGAGCCUGGCACAAUGGAUUCAGUCCGCUCUGGGCCAUUUGGUCAAAUUUUUCGGCCAGACAACUUUGUAUUUGGUCAGUCUGGUGCAGGUAACAACUGGGCCAAAGGCCACUACACAGAAGGAGCAGAGCUGGUUGACUCAGUUUUAGAUGUAGUACGAAAAGAGGCUGAAAGCUGCGACUGCUUGCAAGGUUUCCAGAUGACCCACUCGCUGGGUGGUGGCACUGGUUCAGGCAUGGGCACACUUCUUAUCUCUAAGGUUCGGGAAGAAUACCCAGACAGGAUCAUGAACACAUUCUCUGUUGUUCCUUCACCAAAGGUCUCGGAUACAGUUGUUGAACCGUACAAUGCAACACUCUCGGUGCAUCAACUGGUUGAAAACACAGAUGAAACUUACUGCAUUGACAAUGAGGCCUUGUAUGACAUCUGUUUCCGCACUCUUAAACUGACAACCCCUACAUACGGUGAUCUUAACCAUCUGGUUUCAGCAACGAUGUCAGGUGUCACAACAUGUCUACGUUUCCCAGGCCAGUUAAAUGCUGAUCUACGCAAACUAGCUGUCAAUAUGGUGCCCUUUCCUCGUCUACAUUUCUUCAUGCCUGGCUUUGCCCCACUAACCUCCCGAGGCUCUCAGCAGUAUCGGGCUCUUUCAGUACCAGAGCUGACCCAGCAAAUGUUUGAUGCCAAGAACAUGAUGGCUGCCUGCGAUCCACGUCAUGGUCGCUACUUGACAGUGGCGGCAAUUUUCCGUGGUCGCAUGUCCAUGAAAGAGGUCGAUGAACAAAUGCUUAAUGUACAGAACAAAAACAGCAGCUACUUUGUUGAAUGGAUCCCAAACAAUGUGAAAACAGCUGUUUGUGACAUUCCACCUCGUGGACUCAAAAUGUCUGCCACUUUUAUUGGAAACUCUACUGCUAUCCAAGAGCUGUUCAAGCGCAUUUCUGAGCAGUUCACAGCUAUGUUCAGGCGUAAGGCUUUCCUUCAUUGGUACACUGGUGAGGGUAUGGAUGAAAUGGAAUUUACAGAAGCAGAGUCCAACAUGAAUGAUCUGGUAUCAGAAUACCAACAGUACCAAGAUGCAACAGCUGAGGAGGAAGGAGAAUUUGAGGAGGAGGGAGAAGAGGAUCAAUAAUCUGCAAUACCAUUGGACCAGUUAGCUUGGACAUUGGAACAAAAUGUAUGCACACUCAAACAUACAUGCUCAAACAUGCACAAUCUCUAGCAUGAACACUAUUUUUGGUUCUAUAACUCUUUUCAGCAUUGUCCAUAUUUUGUGAUGGUAAGGUAGCUUUUUCUUUUCUUUCUUUUUUUUUUUUUGUUGUUUUUUUUUUUUUUUUGCCUUUUAUUAGAGUAUUUUUGCUUUAUAAUAUGAACUUGUACAAAUCUGCUCUACCAGCUGAAAACAUAAAGAAAGCAUCUUCAAAUUGUUUCCAUCUUUUU